This is a messenger RNA of Aspergillus ruber CBS 135680, 1336 nucleotides long. RefSeq names its product NAD(P)-dependent alcohol dehydrogenase. Gene Ontology annotation, biological process: D-sorbitol catabolic process. The record is from RefSeq and is a predicted model, not a curated record. Gene Ontology annotation, molecular function: L-iditol 2-dehydrogenase (NAD+) activity; zinc ion binding. Lineage: Eukaryota; Fungi; Ascomycota; Eurotiomycetes; Eurotiales; Aspergillaceae. The transcript is spliced from 2 exons. Bases 234 to 1319 code for a protein of 361 amino acids.
GCGGUGAAUAUUAAUAACAAAGAACUAUUUAAGUGAAUGACGAACAGCCUUCGUCCUAGGGUUAGCUUCGGAAUAGCAACACAGGAGGACUGUCGCGUGGUUACCUCCAUUCUCUAAGUGAGUCUGCCAUGCUAUUAUAAGAUCCUACACUGUGCUGCGUUUCUCUCGCGAUACAAUCUUUCUCUCGAGCACAGCUUCAGUUAAUCAAAAAGAUAACGCAGAGCGAACAAAACAUGGAUUCAACCGCGAAAAACCCAUCGUGCCUUCUCUAUGGUCCGUUGGAUGCUCGCUUUGAGGACCGACCAAUUCCUGUUCUUUGGAAUCCACACGAUGUCAUUGUUCGAAUUGCCUAUACCGGUGUUUGUGGAAGUGAUGUUCAUUUCUGGCUACAAGGGGGAAUCCGGACCUUCGUGUCCGAAACUCAACCCCUAACAAUGGGUCACGAAGCAUCUGGGACUAUAUACGCAGUGGGCUCCGCGGUGACCUCCCUCCGUCCUGGGGACAAAGUUGCAAUCGAACCCGGCUACCCAUGCCGCCGUUGCCACCACUGCAAACACGGCCAUUACAACCUCUGUCCAGAAAUGAAAUUUGCAGCCGAUCCCCCCGUGCUACACGGGACACUUACCAAAUACUUCAUGCUCCCUGCUGACUUCUGUUACAAGGUGCCUGAGAGCAUCAGUCUCAUAGAGGCUGUUCUGAUGGAGCCUUUAGCUGUUGCCAUCCAUGCUGUGCGCCAGGCAGAUGUCAGACCUGGGAAGAGUGUUAUUGUGUUUGGCGCUGGGACUGUUGGGCUGUUUUGUGCGACUGUUGCUAGGGAGUUUGGUGCUGCUGUGGUGGUUUCUGUGGAUAUCAUAGAGCGCAAGCUUUCCUUCGCGCGGCGCUUUGUUGGUGAAUCUGUGGGGAGAACGGUCCUUGCUGAUUCAUCUCUUAACCCCGAAGAGAACGCAGCCCGCUUGGUACAAGAGCAUGGGUUAGGGGAGGGUGCUGAUAUUGCUAUCGACGCAUCUGGUGCUGAGAUGUCAGUGCAAACAGCGUUAUUCUCACUGCACAAGGGUGGAACUUAUGCUCAGGUUGGUAUGGGAAAGCGCAAAAUUGAAUUCCCAAUAUCGGAAAUGUGUGAGAAGGAGAUUACUGCUAAGGGUUGUUUCCGGUAUGGAGCUGGAGACUUUGAUUUGGGGGUGCAUCUUGUGGGAUCGGGGAAAGUGUCGUUGUCUGGACUGGUGACAAACAUCUUUCCAUUUGAGUCAGCUACUGAGGCGUGGGAAACGGCUAAGCGUGGGGAGGGGACGAAAACGUUGAUUGAAGGGCCCAAGGAUUGAACACGUGAUUAACCGGC